Messenger RNA from Haliotis rubra (blacklip abalone), 3754 nucleotides. Its product is annotated as cyclin-I-like. The record is from RefSeq and is a predicted model, not a curated record. Gene Ontology annotation, molecular function: cyclin-dependent protein serine/threonine kinase regulator activity. The transcript is spliced from 7 exons. NCBI's taxonomy places the organism in Eukaryota, Metazoa, Mollusca, Gastropoda, Lepetellida, Haliotidae. Bases 207 to 1103 code for a protein of 298 amino acids. Gene Ontology annotation, cellular component: cytoplasm; nucleus; cyclin-dependent protein kinase holoenzyme complex. Gene Ontology annotation, biological process: regulation of cyclin-dependent protein serine/threonine kinase activity; mitotic cell cycle phase transition.
GUCGAGAUCUAAAUUUAGAACACAAACGGAACGAUCUGGAAAGUGGAAUAUCUUUCUCUUCAUUUUAGUUUCGAAAACACAGAGCUAUGGGGGUACAGAGACAAUAAAUGUAACGUAACCAACGUUUAUGGACCAGGGAGCGUCCUUUCUUCCAAAACUGUCCCCAGGUCUUUGUCAGGUAUCGUGGUGCAUCGUGGGGGGAGGAGAUGCUGCUUCACAGUGGUUUGGAUGCUAGGCACCUUGUGCAGAUGCUGGGGGAGGCCUUGAACAAAGAGCAGGAACAAUGGAAACCAGUCUCAUACAAAACAUCUUCAGAGGAGCUGGGUGGAGGGCAUAGAGAUGAGAAGGCAUCAUGGUUGGUGUUCCUCAACUCUAAGUUUCACUUCAUGCCAGAAACUUUCAACUUGGCUGUAUCCAUUCUGGACAGGUUCCUUCAACUUGUUAAGGUUCGCCCCAAGUAUCUGCACUGUGUGUCAGUCAGCUGUUUCUAUAUAGCUGCCAAAACACUGGAAGAAGAUGAGAUGAUCCCCAGCACCCUGGAUCUUGUGAGGCAAAGUGAGUGUGGCUGUUCCGUUUCGGAGGUUCUCCGUAUGGAAGCAAUAAUUCUCAACAAGCUUGGGUGGAACCCAAAGCAUGUCACAGCCAUCAACUUUCUUCACAUUAUCCAUGCCGUGUUGAUGAGACAUCACCCCCACCUGUUGGACAGUCUGAUACAGAUGACCCCCUCAAGUCACAUGACCAUUCUUACACGCAAACUGUUUGCGUGUCUAUGCUGCCACCAUCUGCUUACCUUCCGACCCGUGAGCCUCGUUUUGGCUCUUAUCAGUUUGGAAAUUGAGCAGAUAACGUCAGCAUGGCUGCCUAGCAUCAUUUUGCUGCAGAAGAUGACCAAGGUUGAUAGUCAAGAUCUCAUUCGUUGUCGAGAGGUUGUAGCCCAAUUCCUCGAGCAUCGCCGCCAAAGAGUCACUUCGUACAAGUUCAAGCCUGCGCCUGUGAGAAACAAGUCCAAGAAGCGCAAGGUGGCUCCUAGCAGCAGUGAUGAGGAAGAGGAGUUCUAUGAUGGAUUCAAGCGUCUUUACAACGAAGAAUCCUGCUCUUUUUGAUAAACCAAUGAGGGGCUCAUGUGGGUCAGAGAUGCACCAGGAUACUGAUGGAGAACUGUAUCCUCAAGUACAGACUAUCUGUGCAAAUUAGCAAUCAUAGAUACCUGUGCAAAUACACACAUAGUCUAUUUGUGCAAGGUUGUUUAUGGUGUUUGUGUGGAAGCUGAAACAUUCUUCACAAACUUCUUAGCAAAUGUUUUGGCAAGAAGAUGACACGAGCUGUCACAUACUUGACGAGCAAGUGAUGUGGAUGCUCAUUGUUAAUCUUCCUCUGCUGAACACCUGAAGUUUGCACAUUUAGUGUUGUCUUAGUUGUUGUCGAGGCAGAAAGUAUUCCUCUUUGUGUAACAUUAAUGGUCUUGUUCCAAGCACAGUUUAUUGACUAUUUUAUUACUGCAAGCAGUCUUGUAUGGUGGUUUAAUAUGUUUUACAGGUUUUAUGAUUAUCUUACCUCCAUCUUGAAAGCUUUAAUUUUAAUGCGUAAGGAGAUUUGGCAUAAUCUCAUACCAAUGUGAGAACAGUUUUAUUUUGAGUCUUUGAAAAUUGAAGUUGGUUGUUUUACAUUAGGUUAAGCCACCAUAUAAAAAAAUGUUCUAAUUUUCAUGUAUGCUAAAUCUGAACCUGACCACUGACAUAAUCACUAAAUAUCAGUAACCAACAGUGCAAGGUCAGUAAAAAUGAAACAAAUUCUUUGAAAAAGAAAAAAAAAGUACAAAGAAAGAAACACAUGAAAAAAGUCAAUUGUCUUUCAUUGUCAUUGUGUAUCUCGUACUAUAUUAGUCCUGUUGUUAAGUUGAAACUCUACUCGCUGUAGAAUAACAGACAUUCUUUGCUUUUGAAACAAACAAACGUUUAUGUGGGAAGCCAUGUUGCAUCAAAAGGCAGCAGAGAGUUUUGUGUCAACACCUGAGAUCCAUGGUGUUGUGGACCAGUCGAAGUAUUCAGUUGUAUAGGCUGUACAUAUUAUGCUUGAUGGACCCCAGAAAUGCUUGUUUUCAUAGGGAAAAGGACAUUCAGUGUUUGGCCAUAUAGUGUUGUAUAUAGUUUUGUUAUUGGUUUGGCCAUUUUACAUUAGGAAAAAAUAGUACUUGUUAUUAACAGAACUAUUUGUUGGCGAUGCAGAUACCUGAAGCAAAUUUACUGGCUAUCAGAUUAUCAUCAGCAGUUGGAUAAUCUAACAAGAAAAAUGUACAUACUAAUUAUCUGAAUAAUAUGUUGAUAUUUAUGAUACUCAUGGUCAUUUGUGACAUGAUCAAUGUCAAAUGAAUCCAUGACUUAAAAAUCCCAGUAAAACAAGCAUUUCUGUUGUCAAAAUAAUCUUAUAGUAAUAUAUUGUGAAAAGCUGUAAGUAUAGAAGCCAUUUUGAUACUUCAUGAACGGUUAAUGACUGAGCCUGAGUCAAACAAAAUGUAUAUGAUGGUGUCAUUGUAAUAUAUCAUGAGUGUGUGCACGACUAACAGAGCUCAACUCCGGUCCUGCUCAGGGUGAAGGUCAGGACUUGGGUUGUCAAUCAUUCUUGACUGGUCAGAAAAGUUCUCCUGGUGAGACUGCAAACCCAUGUGAUUCACAUCAACCUUGGGCAAUAUCAUCUAUUUAUUCCCCCUAAAACUCUGGCGAAGUUCCUUAUUUCUGAAAUUCCCCUAUGUACAUCAUGUAAAAUACCUUCAUUGCACUUUCCACAUUGUAAAUUUCAUCACAAUUCAUUUCAUUAUGUAAAAAAUAUCAGUUCAGCCUUUUUGAUAUUCUUCAUAAAUCAGUUUGCAACAUUGUACCUGUUAAGUAGUAGAUCCAACUGCAUACAAUCAAACUAGGGUACUGCAAGUUGAGCUGGCUGAAGCGAGUUGAGCUCUAGUUGGUUAUUCAAGACAGAACGAGUCCCAACUCCAGGAACAUCUUCAAGAACAAACUGUAUUGUCAUUUCUAUGGUGCUCUUGUGAUGAACAGUGAAACCUGCUUUAAAGUAAAGCUAACAGAAGUAAGUCUGCUUGGACACACCUGGUUUAUAGGACACAAUUCUGUGUGAGACACUGUGAAUGAACCUUGAAUGCUUGUGGUCUGUCAUCUACAUGUAGUUCACAUUGAUGUCUCAUUCACCAGGCAAGAGCUAGUUCUUUUGUUUUAUUUUAUAUCUACGUUAAAUCCUUUCUGCAGGGAAUGUUUGAGGUGAUGCUUUGGAGUGAAGUUUGGACUGAAUUUCUAAACUAAGACAUUGCCACUGUCAUCUUCACAUGCUGUUUAUUAAUCUUGAAAAAAAUCUUUUCUUUUUUUUUUGGUUUUAGUCUGAAGUCUUUUGUUAUCAUCUGGAGUUUCUUUUGUUUUUCUGUGUUGUUGAUUUAUCAUGUCAACAGUUAUAUUUGAGUUUAUUCCAUGUGUACCCAGUAUUUCUUAACACUGUUCUUUGUUAUGUUCACUUUGUCUGUUAUCUGAAGUUAGGCAGGUUUCACUGUAACUGAGAUUUCCGCAUCUAACCAGGUUUCCAUUGUAAGCAAUUUGGUUACAAUCUGUGGGCUGUAUCAGAAUGGAAGGAUGAGCUUGUGCCCCACCCUCCCCAGGUAAGGGGGGCGUUCAAUGGUGGCUGUAUGGUGUCUGAUGUCAAGCAUGAAUGAUCUGCUGUACCAACAGCAUGGCGAGAUUAAAUGACAUCAAAACUA